UGGCCGAAUGCUCCACAGUCUUCUAGUCGGGUCCGCCGUCUGGUGACUCUGGUGCGCAGCAGGGCGGCAGCGAUAUGUCCGCCCAAUAUGACUAGGCCGCGCCUCAGCCACAAUGUCUUCCCCCCAGCUUCACAUCAAGCUCUUCCAGCCUAACGGCGUCACUCGUGCAAUCCUCGCCAAUCGUGUCAAGUCUUUCUUCGACAUCCCUGAGAACUCCGUCGCUCUGACCUACGUCGACGCCGACGGCGAUGAGGUGACGCUGGACUCGCAACCUGAACUCCAUGAGCUCUUCACCACCCUUCCCGGAGACACCGACUCUACCACCCUUAAGUUCGCGGUCCGCGAUAUACGCGACCUCCGUGAGGGCUCGUCAUUUGAGGAUUCGGACCAUACGAUGUCUUCACCGUCAGUUCAAGACGAUAGCGAAUCACCGGUUGACCGCACCGCCGAUCUCGUCGCCGGAGUGGACGCUGCUCAAGCCGUAAACAUGUCCCCAGGGGGCUUCGACUCUCUUCGAGGCCGUGGCGGUCACCGAGGCGGGCGGGGCGGAGGACGGGGCCGCUGUGGAGGUCCUGUCCACGGCCAUCGCGGCCUGCCUCGCGGUCCUCCUGGCAGGCCUCCCGCCGAUCUGCCUUUCCCCUUCGUCCAUGGUCUACCUCCUCGUACUCGCGGCGACUUCGUAAGCCACAGCCUUCCACCGCCCCCGAUGAGUCAUGAGAUGUCCCGCGCACACAGCGCCCCUCCUGCGCUCUACGCCAAUGCCCCUGAGGGCAUGUUCCCUUUUGAGAUAUUCGUGGACAUGGGUCUGUCUCGCGAGCGCUUUCCUCGCUCAACCCCGAACGACGGGUGCGACCGCCGCCCCCACGGACAUGACCAUCGUCAGCGGCAUCACGUCGACAAUCACCGUCGUCACCACCACAACGUCGGUCAUCACCAUGGCCAUGGCCAGCACCAGCGCGGGGGGCCUCAGCAUUUCGGACGUGGUAGGGGAUCCGCCUUUGCUUUCGACAUGCGUGGUGGUCGCGGGCGAGGCGGCUUCGGGGGCACGAUGUUCCCUGACUUGCAGCAGCAUGGGCUCGGAUCGGUGGGCGCGGUCGUGGCUGCUUCCCUCCCGGGUUCGGUGCGCGUGGUCGCAGUAUGGGCCUCAUGGGCAUGGUUGGACCGCACGGGCUCUGAUUUGGAGGGUCUGGCGCCGUGA
Molecule: messenger RNA, 1198 nt
Organism: Fomitopsis serialis
Lineage: Eukaryota; Fungi; Basidiomycota; Agaricomycetes; Polyporales; Fomitopsidaceae
Exons: 6
Coding region: 113-1198 (361 amino acids)
Molecular function (GO): protein binding
Source: RefSeq, a predicted model, not a curated record